GUGGCUGACGGGUGCGCGUUGCCCGAUGCGUCAAGGGUGUUUACAUCUCGAAUUUCCUAACACCAGACACCCUCGUCCCCUGCUCCCCGCUGCACCUUCCUCUCUGCCCGCACGUACUAACCACAGGUACACACGAGAGGCAUCCAACGACCUCGCCUCACUUCGAAUCGGGAAUAAUUCAGACUCGCGGCGAAACAGCAUCUCCCGCGAUCCACCUAAACACGCUUGACCGCUUGUCGUCUGAAGCAAUCGCAAUACCCAGCCCGCCACAAUGGAGAACUACCAGAAGUUGGAGAAGGUCGGAGAGGGAACCUACGGAGUUGUCUACAAGGCGCGCGACCUCACCACCAAAGACCAGCGCAUCGUCGCCCUCAAGAAGAUCCGCCUCGAGGCCGAAGAUGAAGGCGUCCCGUCAACCGCCAUCCGCGAGAUCUCACUCCUCAAAGAGAUGAACGACCCCAACAUUGUGCGCCUCCUCAACAUCGUACACGCCGACGGCCACAAGCUAUACCUCGUCUUCGAGUUCUUGGAUCUGGAUCUGAAGAAGUACAUGGAGGCGCUGCCGGUCAGUCAGGGCGGACGGGGCAAGGCGCUGCCAGAGGGCUCUGGACUGGCUGGACAGAGCCUGAGCAUGGACGACAAGAUGGUUAAGAAGUUUAUGAUGCAGCUGUGUCAGGGUGUGCGGUAUUGCCAUGCUCAUCGCGUGCUGCAUCGUGAUCUGAAGCCGCAGAACUUGCUCAUCGACAAGGACUGUAAUCUCAAGUUGGCGGAUUUCGGUCUGGCGCGUGCGUUUGGUGUUCCGCUGCGAACAUACACCCACGAGGUCGUCACGCUAUGGUACCGUUCUCCGGAGAUUCUUCUUGGUGGCCGCCAAUACUCAACUGGUGUGGACAUGUGGUCUGUUGGCUGCAUCUUCGCCGAGAUGUGCACGCGCAAGCCUCUAUUCCCUGGUGAUUCGGAGAUUGACGAAAUCUUCAAGAUCUUCCGUAUCCUCGGCACACCCAACGAGCAGGACUGGCCCGGCGUCACCUCCUUCCCCGACUUCAAGCCCUCGUUCCCCAAGUGGGGCCGGACAGACGUCGCGAACAUAGUCACCAACCUCGACGAGGUAGGCCUUGACCUCCUCGAUGCGCUGCUUGUCUACGACCCCGCCGGCCGCAUCUCAGCAAAGCAGACGCCUGUCCCAGGGGGAUGCUACGACUGUUACGCAUUGAGUGGUCUGCAUGAUUGCGCGGCUGCCCCACCUCAGCCCUACGGACCUGCAGGAACGCGUCCACGUACCAGGUCUCCAACCCCGUGGUCUGCUCACCACGCUUCUUCCACUUACUCAGCAAUGACUUCCCUACCGAAACUACUUCCGCCAUCCACCGGCCCACGUCUCAUCGUCUACCACCAGACUUUCCACGACUCAAACGGCAAUUACCACUCGUUGCUUCCGCUGCUUACGAAUAACACGGGCAUCACACAUGUGAUUGUAGCGGCGAUCCACCUCAACGACGGUCCGGGGAAUAUUACGCUGAACGACCACCGGCCGGAUGAUAAGAGGUAUGAUCAGCUAUGGGGCGAGGUAAAUUGGUUACAGGGUAGCGGGGUCAAGGUAUUGGGUAUGCUAGGCGGAGCAGCGAAGGGGAGUUUCGAGAAGUUGAGCGGAGACGAAGAGAGUCUAACGAUCCCACGGUUCGAAGCAUACUACACCCCCCUCGCCGCCCUAAUAGCCACGCACUCCCUCUCAGGCCUCGACCUCGACAUCGAAGAAGAAACCACUCUGUCCACCACCACACGCCUGAUCUCGCGCCUUCGGUCCGACUUCGGACCAGAAUUCUUGAUAACCCUCGCUCCCGUGGCUACAGCCCUAAUCCCAGACCCCAACAUCCCCGCACACCUCCGCCCCCCUCGCCCUAUGCUCGCCAGCGGGCCCUCCCCCAACCCUUUACACCCAACCCUGCCCCAUUUAUCAGGCUUUAGUUACCCGGAGCUCGAAUGCAGCGUCUACGGUAAAGAGAUAAGCUGGUACAACACGCAAUUCUACUGUGGCUGGGGCGACGCAGGGACGACGGCGUGGUACGAUGCUAUUAUCGCCGCCGGGUGGAAACCAGAGAAGGUCGUUAUGGGCGUAGUAACGAAUCCACGGAAUGGGGCUGGGCACAUAGGCGUGGGGCGCCUGGCCGAGAAUGUGAAGAGGUUACGGCAGAAAUACAGGAAUGUGGGGAAGGGGUUUGGAGGCGUAAUGGGAUGGGAGUACUUCAACGCCGGAGACUGCGACGACGAUAUCACACACGUCUCCUCCCUCGAACUCAACAACGAUACUGUUCAAGCCGGGUGGGUUAAAGCGCUAGGACGGGUGCUACGAACGGAAGUCGACCUAGAUACGACGCCUACGUCUUCGUCGAGUGGAGCCGGGGCUGGGGGUGGAAGUGGACUUCAGAAUAUCACGGCUGAUCAGAUUCGCAAUAUGGUUAGUAACCUUCCUGCUGCGAGGGCAGCUUGGCCGGAUGAAGAGGUGCAGAAGUUGGUUGUUUUGGGGUUUAGCAGGCAGGAGGCGCUCGCGGCGUUGAAUGCCACGGAUGGGAAUACGGAGAUGGCGGCGGGGUUCUUGUUUGAGCAUUAUCCUUCGUGA
Molecule: messenger RNA, 2617 nt
Organism: Alternaria rosae
Lineage: Eukaryota; Fungi; Ascomycota; Dothideomycetes; Pleosporales; Pleosporaceae
Product: kinase-like domain-containing protein
Exons: 7
Coding region: 272-2617 (781 amino acids)
Biological process (GO): carbohydrate metabolic process; regulation of G2/M transition of mitotic cell cycle; protein phosphorylation
Cellular component (GO): cytoplasm; nucleus; cyclin-dependent protein kinase holoenzyme complex
Molecular function (GO): ATP binding; cyclin binding; cyclin-dependent protein serine/threonine kinase activity
Source: RefSeq, a predicted model, not a curated record